This is a messenger RNA of Glycine soja, 1532 nucleotides long. Its product is annotated as probable pectinesterase/pectinesterase inhibitor 36. Gene Ontology annotation, biological process: cell wall modification. Gene Ontology annotation, molecular function: pectinesterase activity; pectinesterase inhibitor activity. The coding region runs from base 6 to 1451 and encodes 481 amino acids. The transcript is spliced from 3 exons. The record is from RefSeq and is a predicted model, not a curated record. NCBI's taxonomy places the organism in Eukaryota, Viridiplantae, Streptophyta, Magnoliopsida, Fabales, Fabaceae.
CCAAAAUGUUCUCAUGCGCCACCGCUUUGCUUCUCCUCCUAGCCAUGGCCACUACCGCCUACUGUAGCUCCAAAGAAAUGAAGGCUUUAAAGAUGGUCCAAAUCCAGGUCUCACAAGCUAGGAGUUGGGUUGAUGGCUACGUGAGAUUGCAUGGCCUUUUGGAUAAAAAAUAUGUGGCCCUAGAAGACUGUGUCAAGCUCUAUGGGGAGAGUGAGUCUAGGCUUUCUCACAUGUUGACUGACAUGAACGUUUAUACCACACAUGAUGCACUUACAUGGAUUAGUUCUGUGAUGACAAGCCACAAAACUUGUUUAGAUGAGUUGAAGGCAAAAGGGUUUCCAGAACCACCUCAGGAAUUGGAUAAAAACAUGACCAUGAUGCUUAGGGAAGCACUUGUUUCGUAUGCAAAGAACAGAGGCAAAACCAAAGAACCACUUCAGGAAACAUUGUUAGAAUCUAAUGGUGGUCUUUUAGCAUCAUGGAGUAGUGGAACUUCUAAUGCAGACUUCACAGUGGCACAAGAUGGUUCAGGCACCCACAAAACAAUCAUUGAAGCAAUAGAUGCACUAGCUGCAAUGGAUAGUAGUCGUCCUUCAAGACCAGUUAUAUACGUAAAAUCAGGGGUCUACAAUGAGAAAGUGGAUAUUGGAAUCAAUUUGAAGAAUGUGAUGUUUGUAGGAGAUGGCAUAGAUCAAACUAUUGUCACUGGCAACAAAAAUGUCAUUCAGGGUUAUUCAACUAUUAGCUCAGCCACAUUUGAUGUAUCAGGGGAUGGGUUUUGGGCGAGAGAUAUGACAUUUGAGAACACAGCAGGGCCAAGUGGGCACCAAGCAGUGGCAUUAAGAGUCAGUUCAGAUCUAUCAGUCUUCUAUAAAUGUAGCUUCAAAGGUUACCAAGACACUCUUCUUGUGCAUUCAAAUAGACAAUUUUAUCGUGAUUGCCACAUAUAUGGCACCAUUGAUUUUAUAUUUGGUGAUGCUUCAGUGGUGUUCCAAAAUUGUGACAUCUUUUUAAGAAGACCAAUGGACCACCAAACCAACUUCAUCACAGCACAAGGAAGAGAUGAUCCUAACAAACCCACUGGGAUUUCAAUCCAAAGUUGUCAGGUUAAGCCUGCUUAUGAUUUUGACUCUUAUAAGGACUCAAUCAGGAGCUACUUAGGCAGGCCUUGGAAACAAUACUCAAGGACUCUAUUUCUAAAGACAGAUUUAGAUGGAUUGAUUGACCCAAAAGGAUGGGGUGAAUGGAAUGGAGACUUUGCACUUUCAACUUUGUACUAUGGAGAGUACAUGAACACCGGGAGUGGUGCCUCUACCCAAAACAGGGUGACAUGGCCUGGUUUCCGUGUGCUGAAUAAUGAUGAUGAGGCCACACCCUUCAGUGUGAGUCAAUUCUUGCAAGGAGAACAAUGGAUUCCAGCUACAGGUGUGCCAUUCUGGUCUGGAAUUUAAGAAGGGAAGUUUCUUCCAACAUAUGAAAGUAUCAGAAUAAUGGGUUUUAAACAUUAUAAAUGGCCUGAGAUGGUGCUACUA